AUGGGCAACAGCCUGCGCAACUCCAGCAACCGCCCGGUGCCGGUCCAGACCGUCAAGUCCAAGAUCGCCAGCCUCGCGGGCCCCGAGGCCGCCGUCGCGCCGGGCGCGAGCGCCGCGUUCACGUGGGAGACGCAGGGCUACGGCGAGCAGUUCUGCUACGUCGACGGCGCGCGCAUCGCCAACUCGGCGGACCGCAUACACUGCGAGAGCCCGCUCAACCUUCGGGUGGCGGACGCGGGGAACCACACGUUGGAGGUGGUGCUGCUGGAUGUGUGCGGCCAGACGGUGGCCAACGGGCUCUUUUUCGGGUCGUGGGGCUGGAGGCCCAACAUCAGGUUCACGCCCCCGGCGCCCCCGCCGCCACCUGUGGACGCCAGCGGAGCUGCAGUUGCCCCCGCGGCGAUGCCCGCACCGCUCGCGCGGCCGGCGAACCGCACGCGGCGCGAGUCGGCGGCGGGGAGCGCGAAGCGGUGGCGGGCAGCGGGCGCGACGGCGCUGGCGGGCGCGGCGGCGUUGGCUCUGGCGCUGUGA
Messenger RNA from Monoraphidium neglectum, 531 nucleotides. RefSeq lists its product as hypothetical. The record is from RefSeq and is a predicted model, not a curated record. The coding region runs from base 1 to 531 and encodes 176 amino acids. Lineage: Eukaryota; Viridiplantae; Chlorophyta; Chlorophyceae; Sphaeropleales; Selenastraceae. The transcript has a single exon.